This is a messenger RNA of Misgurnus anguillicaudatus (oriental weatherfish), 3353 nucleotides long. It is a transcript of the gene meis3, whose product is annotated as myeloid ecotropic viral integration site 3. Gene Ontology annotation, molecular function: DNA binding. Gene Ontology annotation, biological process: regulation of DNA-templated transcription. Lineage: Eukaryota; Metazoa; Chordata; Actinopteri; Cypriniformes; Cobitidae. The record is from RefSeq and is a predicted model, not a curated record.
UGCAAUGACAUGCACAAAUUAACAAAUGACCGAAGCAUACUUUUUGCGGCGAUUGCAUAUAUAGCCUACUGUACAUUUGAUGACCAUAUGCUGCAUGCAGUUGAGGAUCGGUGUGCCUAUGCAUUGAAUUGCUUCCCAGCGCAUGCAUCAAAACAGAUCUGCACCAAACACCACUGGACAUUACAGCCUAUACCUAUAAUUAAAACAAAACGUUUUUACGCUGGAAUAGCGAUGAUGGACGACGGGCUGUGCGCGCGCGCGCUCUCGCGCGUCAGCAUGGCGUUUAGAUGAAACGAAAGGCUCUCCGUUGUAAUGCACGAGUGUGUGUGUGCGUGCGUGUGUUUGUAAUGCGCGAGCGCGUGUUUGAGGUGGCGAGGUGGGGGUGAGAGACCCCGUCGUGUUUUGACCCCCUAAACAACUCCCAGUCUCCAUCUCCCUCUCCGGUUUAAAGCUCCAGCGCUCAUUGUGGAGAGACGCAUUUGAGCGCGACGCCCGCUUCAUGGACAUCGACGAAGCGCAAAGGACACGGACGCGCCGUUAAUACCGGAUACUCGGGCCGCCCCGCGUCGCUACCGCUUUCCUGUUAAGUGUUUCUGAUCUGCCGGUCUGGUGUGUGUUGUCUUCAGUCAGUGAGUGUGUGUGUGAGCUCAGCUUCAGUAUCGCAUGGAUAAGAGGUAUGAGGACUUGGUGCAGUACCCAGGCUCUGAUGCCAUGGCUGUGGGAGGCUAUGGGGAUGCGAUGAGGUCACUUCCUCCACCACAUUAUGGCCACGCUGUGCCUGACUCCCUUAAACACUACCGGGAUCAAAUCUAUGGUCAUCCUCUGUUUCCACUCCUGGCGCUGGUCUUUGAAAAGUGUGAACUCGCCACCUGCUCGCCGCGAGACUCUGUGUCAAACCCCGCCCACCUCCCUGGCAUGACCAAUCACAGUGAUGUCUGUUCCUCUGAAUCCUUCAACGAUGACAUCGCAGCCUUUGCCAAACAAAUUCGCUCUGAAAAACCCAUCUUCUCAUCUAAUCCAGAACUGGAUAAUCUGAUGAUCCAGGCCAUUCAAGUACUACGGUUUCAUCUGUUAGAGCUAGAAAAGGUCCAUGACCUCUGCGACAAUUUCUGUCAUCGUUACAUCACCUGUCUGAAGGGCAAGAUGCCCACUGAUUUGGUACUGGAGGACCGUGACGGCGGAUCCAAAUCUGACAUGGAGGAUUUUACCGGUUCUUGCACCAAUCUGUCAGACCAAAAUCAGUCUUGGUUACGAGAUCCAGAUGACUGCAUGUCGACUCCUUCUGGCACGCCCAGUGUUUCCUGUGGCCUCAACUCACACAGCUUAGAAAACUGCAGCGAUGCAGGUGAUGGGCUGGACGGAAGCAUUGCCUCUCCCAGCACAGGAGAAGAAGAUGAAACGGACAGAGACAGACGAAACAACAAAAAACGAGGGAUUUUUCCUAAAGUUGCAACUAACAUUAUGAGAGCUUGGCUCUUCCAGCACCUAUCCCAUCCGUAUCCAUCUGAAGAGCAGAAAAAGCAGCUUGCCCAGGACACGGGUCUCACUAUACUGCAGGUCAACAACUGGUUUAUAAACGCCAGACGCAGAAUAGUCCAGCCAAUGAUCGACCAAUCAAAUCGCUCAGGCCAAGGUGCCCCGUACAGUCCAGAAGGGGCGGCUUUAGGAGGAUAUGGGUUAGAUGGGUCUCAUUUAGGCCUUAGGACAGCAGGUCUUCAGGGAAUGCCAUCCCUGCCCAGCGAUUACCCCGGCGCUCUCCUGCCCCAGCCGGGAUACUCGCACGCCGGCCCGUCCCUGCACCCUUACCCCGGUCCCCACGCUGCCAUGCUGCUCCACCCGCCACCUCAUGCCCACCCUGCUGAACCCCUCAUAGGACAAGGUCUCGACAUACACGCCCACUAACCCAAACCGGAGCAGGGAACGGGCAAUGAAAGUGGGUAUUGAAUUGACUUCGCCCACAGGACGCCAACGCAGUCGAUUUACAGCCACUCUGAGAAUGUAUUAAACGCUGGCACUGAUCUGGCACCCUAAACCAUCCGAAAAACAUCCAUCAUAUGCACUCAACUCUGAUGCAAUGGCCAUCUUAAAUGCUUGAAAGACUUGUUACAUUCCUUAGCCAUUUAUUGAAAUGUAUUACUCUCUUUUCUCCUCUCGGCAAUGCACUCGAAUGAUUACGUUCAUCUUCUGUUCCGAAUUAAAAACCCACGUCUUCCUAUGGCCUUAGGGGCGAGCUGCGAUCCCCUUGAAUUUAACGUUAAGGCCUUCACAGCCUUUCUUGCCUUGCCUCCGAAGAUCCUCUUGAGGAGCACAAAAAGAGAAAAACAGAGUAUACCUCCUCGGACGGGAACCAAGAUAACCAUAUCAAGACGUCUCCUGUGAUGAAUGACUUCACCAAAUCUUAUCUCAUGAAACCUGUUAAGAACAUUGCUCGCACUUUUCCCCAGAAUGACAACAAUGCGAGAAAUGAAAAACAGAAAUUAUCCUUUGAUAUAAGCCAAUUAUAAAUCAAUGUAAAGUGCACUCACAGAAAAAAAAAAUCACUGGGGCAGUACCCUUUAAAAAGGUCCUAAUAUGUACCAUUUAUGUAAAGAUUUGGUACCAAUAUGUCCUUCUGAGGUACUUAUAUGCAGUCUUCAUUGUACCACCCACUGCUUUCAUACCUUUUAUUUUGUGAGUGUACUCUGUGGUGCUAACAAAACGUUGAGCAGCCUGAUACAGCAACAUGGGGCCAACCAAUAGUGUUGACCGUCAGCAGACAUGAGUGUUAUAUACAUUUAUAAAUAGGCUUUAUUUUCUUUUUAUUAGGUGAAAUUUGACCCUGAUGUUCUUGACAGAUUUUCAUGAGAUCUUUGUCUUCCUAGCUAUGGGUCAUGCAAGCCUCUUUCGGUUCUUCUGUGAAUAUAAGUUGGUCUCACUGUCUGUUAGCGUUAUCCAUUAUUUAAUUAAAGUUUUAUGUUAAAUCUAUUUUUGUAUUUAUCAGUAUCAAGAGACUCGGCUACUCCAAAACAUUGACGUUACAAUACGCCGAGUGCCACAUUUUGCGAAUCUCUCAAUUUGCUACAGAAGUGAAUAUUUUCUUCAGUUCUUUGAAGUUUCUUUGAAUGUUUACCUGCUGAGGUCCUGACAGGCACGUUUUCGGUUUGCUCUAAAGGACCUAACUCACGUCACCAUCAAUAUUCAUCAGUUUCAUCACGUAUUAAAGAAUGCAAGAAUUUCUCACUAUGCGUUUCGGAGAAAGCAAUGGACUUGAGCUCUUUUCUCUUAUUCUCCGUUCUGCAUUAUGUAAUGUAAUGUACUACAGAACUGUUGAUGAUGUGUUUACAAAAAUAAUAAUAUUAAACCACUUUUUUGCA